Lepus europaeus (European hare) is the source of this 2643-nucleotide messenger RNA. RefSeq names its product phosducin like (gene PDCL). Gene Ontology annotation, biological process: regulation of G protein-coupled receptor signaling pathway. The transcript is spliced from 4 exons. Bases 113 to 1018 code for a protein of 301 amino acids. The record is from RefSeq and is a predicted model, not a curated record. Lineage: Eukaryota; Metazoa; Chordata; Mammalia; Lagomorpha; Leporidae.
GCUUCUCUCUUCGGGGCACCGACCCACUUCUCUUCCUGUUAAGUGAGCUUUCCCUUCCUUCCGGUGCCUGGAGCUGCUACUUCAGGGAUCCAGACGGAGCCAGGCGGGCGCCAUGACAACUCUGGAUGACAAGUUGCUGGGGGAGAAACUGCAGUACUACUACAGCAGCAGUGAGGACGAGGACAGUGACCAUGAGGACAAGGACGGGGGCAGGGGUGCCCCAGGCAGCAGUUCCAUGACGGCAGAGGCCGAGCCGGCAGGGGAAGGCAUCUCCGUUAACACAGGUCCUAAAGGCGUGAUCAACGACUGGCGCCGCUUUAAGCAGCUGGAGACAGAGCAAAGGGAGGAACAGUGCCGGGAGAUGGAGCGGCUGAUCAAGAAGCUGUCCAUGACCUGCAGGUCCCAUCUGGACGAAGAGGAGGAGCGACAGAGAGAGAAGGACCUCCAGGAGAAGAUGAGCAGCAAGAUGACCCUGAAGGAGUUCGCGGUGAUGAACGAGGACCAGGACGACGAGGCGUUUCUGCAGCAGUACCGGAAGCAGCGGAUGGAGGAGAUGCGGCGGCAGCUCCACCGGGGGCCCCAGUUCAAGCAGGUUUUCGAGAUCCCCAGCGGAGAAGGGUUUUUAGACAUGAUCGACAAAGAGCAGAAAAGCACCCUCAUCAUGGUCCACAUUUACGAGGACGGCGUCCCCGGGACGGAGGCCAUGCACGGCUGCAUGGUCUGCCUGGCCGGGGAGUACCCGGCCGUGAAGUUCUGCCGGGUGCGGAGCUCGCUCAUCGGGGCCAGCAGUCGGUUCACCAGGAACGCGCUCCCAGCGCUGCUCAUCUACAAGGGAGGCGAGCUGAUCGGCAACUUCGUUCGCGUCACCGACCAGCUGGGGGAAGAUUUCUUCGCCGUGGACCUGGAGGCUUUUCUGCAGGAGUUUGGGUUACUCCCGGAGAAGGACAUGUUGCUGCUGACGGCUGUGCGUGACUCCGCCACCUGUCACAGCGAGGACAGCGACCUGGAAAUAGACUGAGCUGGCGGUCGGCUUGCAUGGACUGCUCGCUGCCGGGGCCGGAAAGCAGGCGUCUCGUCUGUUUUUGUUCCUUUGUGUGUCUGCGGGUUCCUCGGCCUUAUCGUCCCUCUUCUUGUGUGUGAAGCCUAGAAAUUCUUAGAUUCAGCCCGAGUGCUGGAUCACCUUGUAGCUAGCAAUAAAGUGACUGCAGACCGUAUAAACAGGAAGCCGGGCUUCUGAGCUGUUUACCUAAGAUUCUCCAGCGUGACAUCGCCCUGACUGUUUGCAGUCUGAAGCCCGCGUCCUGCUCUGCCGCUCUAGGUAGUGGGUUACUUGCAACGUAAAUAGUGCAUUUCCUUGGUCCAGUGGUGGUACACUGUGUUUACUUGUAGUCAGAUCCGCGGCCCUUCAGAAGGCAGCUGGAUUGUUCUCCUUGACCUUCUCCACCAGGGUCUUGUUUGAGUUUCCAGACAGCGCAUGUUCGCCCCAUCACGAGGUCCUGCUCCAGGGUGGGAAGGCAGGGUCAGGAGGAAGGACCCCUGCUGACCCCUCAGACCCUCAGGCUGGGGUGGAAUUGGACCGUCUCUCUCUCUCUCUUUAUAUUUAGCAAGAUAACUUUAUGUUUAAUGUAGGCUUCUUAAAAACGUUUUUUGUUUUGUGCUUAUCGGAAAAAUAAGGUAUUUUCUAUGUAUAUACAGACAUUCUGUGUUUGCUUUGUUUUUAAACAAAACACCGGGAUCAUUCUAAACAUACUGUUUUAUAGUGUGGUCAGGCUGUGUUUCAUGUUAGUAAAUUUAGUCUCCUGCAGCAUUUUUUAAAUUGCUAUUGCUGUUCCAUUGUAUAGAGGUGCUGUAAUUGGUUUGGUGGUUGUCUCUUAAAAAGAGAGUCAGCAGAUGCUUAUUUUUAUUACCAAAGUAAUAGAUGUUAACUGGGGGAAAGGUAUAAAAAUUAAGCUAAAAAGAGAUUUAAAGAGCCAUACAAUUUCACCAACCAAAAUAAAUCCCUGUUACAAUUUCUGUAUAUAUCUAGUCUCUUUUUUUCUGUGUAUUUAUAAUAAUGGAUGUCAUUUGAGUUUUUUUUUUUUUUCUUUUGUUUCUUUAAAAAUAUACAUUCUAGGGUCAGGGAAAAAUGUAAUCUAAAAUUAAAUAUUAGCUUUUAAAAUCCACAGUUGGUUUUCCUGGCCAUUCAGGAAGUGACUACCUGCAGAAGAGUCUUGAUAGUAUCUGUUGUGUUUCAUCGCCAGAAAGAAAAUGUGCAGUGUUUUUGUCUAAGAAAUCUCUCUGUGGGUAGUGUGGAAGGCGGGGCUGGAGCCAUGGCACAGCGGGGUAAGCUGCUGUCUGCAGUGCCGGCAUCCCAUAUGGGCACUGGUUGGAGUUCCAGCUGCUCCUCUUCUGAUCCAGCUCCCUGCUAUGGCCUGGGAAAGCAGCAGAGGAUGGUCCAAGUGCUUGGGCCCUUGUACCUACAUAGGACACCCAGAAGAAGCUCCUGACUCCUGGCUCCACCCUGGCUGCUCAGCCAUUUGGGAGUAAACCAGCAGAUGCAAGACCUCUCUCUCUCUCUAACCAGGACUUUCAAAUAAAUAGAAUAAAUCUUUAAAAAUGUGGAAAGUACAGAAAAUUAUUAGAAGUAAACUGUUGUUAAUGUCA